AACACGAGCGCUCUUGGGUUGGCAUUCUCCUUAUCUGUUUCUGAGUCUUUGGGUGCAACAUAACCAUGGAGGGAAUCGCAAGCUUGAAGCUAAAGCUCUCACCUUUCUCUUCCGUAAUGUCCACUUUCACCUCUCCUUCCUCCUCCUUUUCUUCAAACCCUUCACUUCUUCCAAUGCGAACUCCUUCUUCUUCUUCCACAACCAGAUUCCUUAGGAUUUACGCAUUGACUAGCAACGACAUCAAAGUUGGUACCAACCUUGAAGUGGAUGGUGCUCCUUGGCGUGUCUUAGAGUUUCUUCAUGUGAAACCUGGAAAAGGAGCAGCAUUUGUGAGAACCAAGCUCAAGAACUAUGUUACAGGGAAUACAGUUGAGAAGACUUUUAGAGCUGGAAGCUCGAUUGAUGAAGCAAAUGUAGUCAAGGAAACAAAGCAAUUCUCAUACAAAGAUGGGUCUCAAUAUGUCUUUAUGGACUUGAACACAUUUGAGGAGAGUCGUCUUGGUGAAUCAGAAGUUGGAGACAAAACAAAGUGGCUGAAAGAGGGAAUGGACUGCAAUUUGCUGUUUUGGAAUGGAAAAGUUAUUGAUCUUGAUCUCCCUAUCACAGUCAAGCUCACUGUAGUUGAUGUGGAUCCAGGACUUAAGGGCGACACAGCCCAAGGUGGAUCAAAGCCAGCAACGCUUGACACUGGUGCUGUUGUCAACGUUCCACUCUUUGUAAACAUUGGCGAAGAAAUAAUGGUUGAUACAAGAACUGGGCAAUACAUGAGUCGUGCUUGAGAUGCACAUCAAGUUUUGUAGUUAAAAGUGCAAAACCAUGGGUAGAGAGAAAUUUAUAGCAUUCAGCAUAUGUAUAAUUGAGCUUAGCAGAUUGGUACAUGCAUUGUAACAUUGAGUUGAAACAUAAUGCGAAAUGAAGCUCUUAUGCAGCAUUGUCUUCAGCAUGCUAAUGUUGCAUAGAAUUUUGUUCUCAUGAUGUCAUGUAAUUUAACACUUCUGUUGGAUGAUUAGAAGGAAUCAACUACUACCAUUUGUGCUCA
This is a messenger RNA of Arachis duranensis, 1039 nucleotides long. RefSeq lists its product as uncharacterized. The transcript has 7 exons. The coding region runs from base 66 to 779 and encodes 237 amino acids. Gene Ontology annotation, biological process: translational elongation; peptide biosynthetic process. Gene Ontology annotation, molecular function: translation elongation factor activity. Gene Ontology annotation, cellular component: cytoplasm. Lineage: Eukaryota; Viridiplantae; Streptophyta; Magnoliopsida; Fabales; Fabaceae. The record is from RefSeq and is a predicted model, not a curated record.